AUGAUCCAACACCAAGUGCUAGAUGAUUUUACCUUCCUGGAAAACUAUAGCUCUUCCUAUGACUACGAAGAAAAUGAGACAGACUUCUGCUGUGCCUCCCCACCCUGCCCACAGGAUUUUAGCCUGAACUUUGACCGGGCCUUCCUGCCAGCAGUCUAUGGCCUCCUCUUUCUGCUGGGCCUUCUGGGCAAUGGUGCAGUAGCAGCCAUACUGCUUAGCCACCGGGCAGCUCUGAGCAGCACCGACACCUUCCUGCUUCACCUGGCCAUGGCCGAUGCACUGCUAGUGCUGACCCUCCCCCUUUGGGCAGUGGAUGCUGCUGUUCAGUGGGUCUUCGGGUCUGGCCUCUGCAAAGUAGCAGGUGCCCUCUUCAACAUCAACUUCUAUGCAGGGGCCCUUCUGUUGGCCUGCAUCAGCUUUGACCGCUACCUGAGCAUAGUGCAUGCCACCCAGAUCUACCGCCGAGGCCCUCCAGCCCGUGUGACCCUCACCUGUAUAGUGGUAUGGGGCCUCUGUCUGCUCUUUGCCCUCCCAGAACUGAUCUUCCUAUCAGCACGCUAUGACGAACGACUCAAUGCUACCCACUGCCAGUACAAUUUCCCCAAGAUGGGCCGAACAGCUCUGCGAAUGCUGCAGCUGGUUGCUGGUUUUCUGCUGCCCCUGCUGGUCAUGGCCUACUGCUAUGCCCGCAUCAUUGCUGUGCUUCUGGUCUCCAGGGGCCAGAGGCGGCUGCGAGCCAUGAGGUUAGUGGUGGUGGUAGUGGUGGCCUUUACUCUCUGCUGGACCCCCUACCACCUGGUGGUACUGGUGGACACUCUCAUGGACCUGGGGGCCUUAGCUCGCAACUGUGGGCGAGAAAGUCAUAUUGAUGUGGCCAAGUCAGUCACCUCAGGCCUGGGCUAUAUGCACUGUUGUCUUAACCCGCUUCUGUAUGCCUUUGUGGCUGUUAAGUUCCGGGAGCGUAUGUGGAUGCUGCUUAUGCGCCUGGGUUGCGCAAAUCAGAGAAGACAGCAGCGGCCACCUUCUUCAUCUUACCGGGAUUCAUCCUGGUCAGAGAUCACAGAGGCUUCCUAUUCAGGUUUAUGA
This is a messenger RNA of Chrysochloris asiatica (Cape golden mole), 1086 nucleotides long. RefSeq names its product chemokine (C-X-C motif) receptor 3 (gene CXCR3). Gene Ontology annotation, biological process: immune response; regulation of leukocyte migration; inflammatory response. Gene Ontology annotation, cellular component: membrane. The transcript has a single exon. Gene Ontology annotation, molecular function: C-X-C chemokine receptor activity. The coding region runs from base 1 to 1086 and encodes 361 amino acids. NCBI's taxonomy places the organism in Eukaryota, Metazoa, Chordata, Mammalia, Afrosoricida, Chrysochloridae. The record is from RefSeq and is a predicted model, not a curated record.